Molecule: messenger RNA, 1605 nt
Organism: Cajanus cajan (pigeon pea)
Lineage: Eukaryota; Viridiplantae; Streptophyta; Magnoliopsida; Fabales; Fabaceae
Source: RefSeq, a predicted model, not a curated record
AGAGAUUUUGCGUCGUGGCAUAAUCUGUGCGGUGAAAGGAAGGGGCAGUGCAUGGCGUUCACCUCAAGAGUUGAGUAGGAGAUCGCUGACCUCCAAAACCCGCCUCAUGUUCAUGUCUUUUCAAGCUUCAGAUCGAUACAAGGACAGUACCCCUUUCUUCCCAUAGCUAAUGGAUUGUGACCCUUAAACCAAUCUUCUUACAUUAUAGGCUCACCUCAAAUUCUCCUUUUUUCAUCUGGGUUUGCUUCAAAAUCACUUUUUUCCCUUUCAUUUCCUCUGCUCCGUUUCUUCUGUUUUAUGCACCUUUCUCUUGUUGAUAAUUUUUAAGUCACAGGAUUGUUGCUAUGGCAGUUGCACCUGUUGAGAGUAUUGCCUCAUUGAGUAGUGAUCUGUUCUACGACAUAUUACGACGCCUUGAUGGCCCUUCAUUGGCCAGUGCAGCUUGCACUUGUGCAGCAUUUUGUUCCAUCUCAAAAGAAGAGAGUUUAUGGGAAAAUGUGUGUUCAUCUGUGUGGCCUUCAACCAAUAGGGAAGAUGUCAAAAGUUUAAUAUCUUCUGUUGGCGGAUUCAGAAAAUUCUAUGCAGAUUGUUUUCCUCUUAUUGUAAACAAGGAGGUAGGAGAGUAUCCAUGGAACAACUAUCUUCAGUACCCUGAUGAUUGGACUGAGGCUGAAUAUUAUGGGGACAUGAAUGAAUCUGAAAGCAUCUCUCCAUCAGAUUUUGUUUCCAUUGUGGAUAUCAGGUUUAAGGAGAAACCAAUCUGCUCCAAAGUUCUAUGGGGAAUUCCAAACGCAAAUGGCUAUGAUGGUUGGUUCUACAACUGUCCUUUUAGGAUUGAUCUUCUCAGUUGUGCAGAUAGAGAUGAUAACAAUGAUGGAGUGGUUACCCUUUCAGUUUCUGAUGGAUUGCCACCAAUUACAUCAAUGGAAAGGGAAAAGAGAGAUGGAAAGCUAUGGCAGGAGCUUCGUGAUGGUCUCUUGCUAAGUUGGAUCAUAGUUAACAGGAAAAUUAAGCAAGCUGCAAAUCUUGCUAGCUGGAUCCCUUUAGAUGGACAAAGACAUUGGCCAACAGAUAAGGAUUUUGUCUUUCGUUUUGGAUCUGUUCUCUCUGCCAAGGACUUUCUUCCUUCUCAAGUAGUGCAAUGCAUCCUCAUUAUGAAGUUUAGAGUGGUUCAGACUGAAGAAGAGGGUGUUCAAACAACUCUUAAAUCAACAGAGCUGAGUAUGCAGUUGGAAGACAUGGAAGGUGCUCAUGUUAAUGGGAGGAACAGUUUGCUUAUUCUUAAGGAAGCACUUAGCUGCCGAAGGAGUAAAAAUUAUAGUGAAGUGCUUGAAUCCUGUCUUACGUACUCAAAAGUGCAAAAUAAGUUGAAGGAGGAGAAGAUUAGAAACGAAAGUAGGUUGGAUACACUUUGUAUUUUAAGUGGCAUUGUAGCUGUACUGACAUUCUGGUACUAUGUUUUGUGAUAUGGUAGGGUUCUGUUCAUUUUACUGGAAUAAACCGAUGUUGUUAUGACAGAUUAUCAACUUUGGCACUCCCCUUUUGUACGUAAGAUUCCUAAUAAAGUAGCUAACGAUGACACCUUCAUUGGUUUGAGAUUUGAAA